This is a messenger RNA of Laccaria bicolor S238N-H82, 150 nucleotides long. RefSeq lists its product as uncharacterized. Lineage: Eukaryota; Fungi; Basidiomycota; Agaricomycetes; Agaricales; Hydnangiaceae. The record is from RefSeq and is a predicted model, not a curated record. The transcript has a single exon. Bases 1 to 150 code for a protein of 49 amino acids.
AUGGAUAGGUAUUUGCAAACAUUACUUAAAUGGGUGUCUGCUUCCUCCAGGUCUGGUGCCAACCCAUGGAGAAUCGUCAACCAAAUCCGGUCAAAGCAUCGCAUAGCUGCUGCUGCCGGCCUAUAUACAGCGAGGGCCAGAAAGGGUUAA